Messenger RNA from Saprolegnia diclina VS20, 267 nucleotides. RefSeq lists its product as hypothetical. The record is from RefSeq and is a predicted model, not a curated record. Bases 1 to 267 code for a protein of 88 amino acids. Lineage: Eukaryota; Oomycota; Saprolegniomycetes; Saprolegniales; Saprolegniaceae. The transcript has a single exon.
AUGCAAGCGCGCCUCAUCGCCCCGAUCCUCGGCACGGUCUCGCUCAUCGCCCCGAUCCUCGGCACGGUCUCGCUCAUCGCCGGCAGCUGCACGACGCUCGCGGUCAACAGCAGCCGCACGCCCCAAGUGAACGCCCACGUCCGCCGUCUCUCCAAGCGCGUCAUGCCCCGCGAUGUUGGCAAAAGCUCGACGACGGCCAACGCGACGGCAACGACGAAGCACGACGUCAUGGAAGACUUUCCUAUCUACAUGUUCACGGCCGAGUAG